Lactuca sativa (garden lettuce) is the source of this 1335-nucleotide messenger RNA. NCBI's taxonomy places the organism in Eukaryota, Viridiplantae, Streptophyta, Magnoliopsida, Asterales, Asteraceae. The record is from RefSeq and is a predicted model, not a curated record.
AUGGAGCCAAGAGUUCUAUCUCCGGAACAACAGGCUGCCUUGGAUGCAGUUGACAAGCCAGAAAACCAAGGAAAAAGGGUAAAGAAGGAAACGACUGAGAAGGAUGAAUCUAAGCCUUCCAAAUCAAAGAAGCGAAAGUCGGAGAAAGAGAGUUCUUCUAAGCUGAAGAAGGUAAAAAGAAUGGCAAGAAAAUCCAAGAGUCCGACUCCCCCAGACUCAGGUAACGACGAUGAUGAAGUAAUGGAAUCUCGUCAGGAAUCUCCAAGAGGUAAUACUCCACCCAAAUCUCCCACUCCAACCAAAUCUCCUUCUCAUAAACUUCCAACCCCACCUCCAUCACCGAAAUCGAAAGUUACAGUUUCGGUUGUUCUUACAUCAACCUCUGUUUCAACACCACCAGUUACUUCUAUUUCCAUUCCUACAACCACUUUCACCACUACAAUAUCACAAGCACCACCUAUGUCUUGUACACCAGUUUCUUCUACACCUAUUUCUACAAUACCUUUACCUCCUAUCAUUACCCAAACCACCACCACUACACUUCCUGAACAGACAGUGGAGGUCAACGUAUCUAAUAUGGUGGAAACUACUGACAUCCAACCUCCUGUCAUCACUAAACCACUUUCACCAACCAACUCAACCGGUUCUGGUGCUACUCUAGACAAUGAUGCUCCUGUCAACCGCCAACAUUUGCAGAGCAUUCAUGAAAAGUUGGAUCAGUUACUUGAAGAUAACAAAGCUUAUGGUGGGGUGGUUCUUAAAGCUUUUGUGGAGACUACCAUAGAGCAAUAUACAAAGGCUAUGGAUGAAUCAACUGAUGCAAUCAAAGAAUCAGAUUCUACUUGUAGAAAAGCCUCUGUCGAUGUUGCUGAAGUUAUUCAAACAAUGCAAAUCUUUUUGGAUUCUUUAAAAGGGUAUGCUGAUACGAAUGCUGCCAGAGUACGUGAAUCAGUCGAAUCUCUUUCACAGUCUCUACAAGAAGAACAAAAGAAGUUUGCUAAUGUUCGUUCCUCCAUCCAAGCCAAAAAUACUUUCCUUAUAAGUUCAGUUUCCUCUCGGCUGGACUCACUUCAUGCCGAUAUUGCCAAAGAGAGUGCUUUGAGAGAAGUAAUUGCUCACCAAGCCUCUACCAUUGAAGUUCAAAAAGUUCACCUUGCUCAAGUCGAGAAGGAGAUUACCUUGUUCAAAACCGAGAGAGCUGUCUUCCGAAGCUGUGCAAGUGAUGUCAAGGACAAUGUGACCAAUCUCCUUGGUGCUCAUGAUCCAAUUCUCACUCCAUUAGAAAUCAUCUUGCUGGCAAACUGCUUCCUGCCCUUGCAAUACUUCAUGAGAUGA